AUGAAAGGAGGGGACAAAGCGAUUGUGGCAAAGUCCUUUGGAAAAUGGCAAAGCAGCUCUCAAAGGUCCAGGACCAUGGAGAAGCCGGAUGAAUCUCCAGAAGCAGGCAAGGUGGAGAACCAUUCCAGCUGCACCUUUCCAGCUGACUGCGUCACACAGACUCCCAGCAUACAUAUUUUUGUGGCAAAGAAGAGGGGUGCACAAGAAGGGCCCCAAGGGGCUCCCGUCAACAAGAGGAAGUCUCUGCUGAUGAAGCCACGCCACUACAGCCCGAAGCCCAGCCCUGCAGAAGCCUGUGUGGAUGACUGUGACGACCUGGCACCCACUCAGGACAAAGACGCGCCCAGGAACAUUGACACUCCAGCAGAUGAGAACGAUCUCCUUCUCAACAAUGUUCAUCAGCAACUGGUGGAAAGCUCUCAGAGUUCAUUACAGUGGUCAGAUAACCGGAGUGAGGCUUCCCCUCAGCCCGAGACUCUGGUCUCUGACCCACAAGACGAGGCAGGAGCAGAGUCAGAGCUGCACAACCACAAUGAAAGCAAGGACAGGGUUGGUUCAGCCUACUGCCUGUCACAACACAAAGACCCUGACAGAGACAGUGAAGAGGACGAGUGGGCUGGUCCGCCGUCCCUAGUGAAAAUCAAUGGUGCCCACCGCAGCCUCCGCCAAGCACCAGACGACACACCCCCACAGGAAAACCUGCUGGGGCAGCACCUCCGGGAGGAGGUGCACUCCGGCUUCAGGAGCACGGGUAGCAUGGGGCUCCUAAUGGAGGAGUUUGUGUGCACAAGGGAGCCCAGUGACAGUGAGGAGGACCUCCAGGGGACAGGGCUGGAGAGAGGCUGGGGGUGGAGUCCGGGGCCCAGGCCGCUGGAGCUGGACAGGGCCCGUCUGAAUCUGAGCCUCCUGGAGCAGGCAGUGACACUGUGCUCUGAGCAGAGACAGAUCAUAGCGUAUAAGGACAUGGACCAUUUCCUCCUCCAGCAGAUUAAUCAUGGGAGAAAACAUCAGAGAAUGCUAGACAUGGACCCUCACACUCCUUACCACAUCAGCAAAGACACACCCCGAAUAGAAAAAAAGGAUGUGAAGUGUCCGACCCCAGGCUGUGACGGGACAGGACAUGUUACAGGUCUCUACCCUCAUCACAGGAGUCUGUCUGGAUGUCCUCACAAAAUUCGUGUCCCCCCUGAGAUCCUUGCCAUGCAUGAAAACGUCCUGAAGUGCCCGACCCCGGGCUGCACAGGACGGGGCCACGUCAACAGCAACCGUAGCACACACAGGAGUCUCUCAGGCUGCCCAAUCGCCGCUGCAGAGAAAAUCUCCAGACCUCAGGAGGACCUGUCCAAAUGUCGACAGGCUGAUCGACUGGCAAGACCUCUAGGGCCAAUUAAGAAGUUUGAUUUGAGUCAGUACCACUACAGGUUUGUCCACCCCACCACUGCUCUGCAGGCCAACAUCACCAGGGACAUGGACAAAUACAGCAGAGUCUACUUUGACUACGCCAGCUUUGACGCACAGGUCUUUGGCAAGAACCCCCAAAUGGAGGCUGACGAGAAUCAUCAGAUUUCUCACUUCUCGGACAGCCCCAGUGGUCGAAUCUCUGUGACUGGAGGCCACAGCCCUGGUCACCACAAAGCUGAGGCCCUGCAGCCCAGCUCAGCCUCCACUGCUAUCCUGAACCUCUCCACCCGCUACCGCGGCAACCUGGAGGCCUUUUCCACUCGGCCCCUGGCAGCAUCCACAAAGGAUAUAGCUAUUGAGGUGGAUGAAAAUGGCACGCUUGACUUGAGCAUGAAGAAGAAGAAGGAGAAGAUGGGAGAAUCUCCCAUGAUCCCAGUAGGCGACGCUCCGUUUAUUCCUGAGUCUUCCCUCUCAAAGUCUGCUGCUCUUCACAUCUCCCCUGCAUUCUACCAUGCCCUGUGUGAGCAGGACAAGGCCUGGGACCUCCCACUCAACUUCAGCAAAGCAUUAAUCCAGCAAGAUAAAGAGCAGGAUCAGCUGGACAAGAUGCCUGUGGAGGACAAGGCCUGUCCUGGAGAUUCCAGUAUGACCAGUCCCAAGACCAAGAUGCUAUCCAGAGACACCAAGAAGGAGCUGAUGAGUUGUCCGACUCCAGGCUGUGAUGGCAGUGGUCACGUUACAGGAAAUUAUGCCUCACACAGAAGUGUAUCUGGAUGUCCACUGGCAGACAAAACCCUGAAGUCUUUAAUGGCAGCCAAUUCUCAGGAACUUAAGUGCCCCACUCCUGGAUGUGAUGGAUCUGGUCAUGUGACCGGAAACUAUGCAUCUCACAGGAGUUUGUCAGGAUGUCCACGUGCCAGAAAAGGAAGCUUGAAGCUCACACCAAGCAAAGAUGAAAAGGAAGAACAAGAAAUGAGAUGUCCAGUGAUUGGUUGUGAUGGUCAUGGCCAUGUUUCAGGGAAAUACACAUCCCAUCGCAGUGCUGGAAGCUGCCCUGUCGCUGCCAAGCGACAGAAGGAAAGCUCAAUGAAUGGAUCAGGCUUUCCCUGGAAAAUUUGCAAACAGGAACUGCCCCACUGCCCUCUACCCGGAUGCAAUGGUCUGGGUCAUGCAAACAAUGUGUUUGUCACUCAUAGAAGUUUGUCUGGUUGUCCAUUAAAUGCGCAAAGUAUCAAGAAAAAACUCACAGGUGAUGAAAUGAUGACUGUCAAACUGAAAACAAGCAACGGCAUUGAAAAUGAAGACAUGCAGGACCUGGACCAUGAGAUUAAGGAACUGAAUGAUUCCAAUCUGAAGAUUGAGGAGGACAUGAUGCAGCUCCAGACGCAGAUUUCAUCAAUGGAAUGUAACCUAAAGACUAUUGAAGAAGAGAACAGAAUGAUUGAGCAGCACAAUGACAGUCUGCUGAAGGAACUGGCCCGUCUCAGCCAAGCUCUUAUCAACAGCCUGACGGACAUACAGCUGCCGCAAAUGGGCCCCAUUAAUGAGCAGAAUUUUGAAGCUUACGUGAACACUUUGAUGGAUAUGUACAACAAUUCGGAGCAGGAAUACUCUGCAGAGUGCAAAGCCCUUCUGGAGAGCAUCAGGCAGGCCAUUAAAGGCAUCCAUGUAUGA
Molecule: messenger RNA, 3075 nt
Organism: Chanos chanos (milkfish)
Lineage: Eukaryota; Metazoa; Chordata; Actinopteri; Gonorynchiformes; Chanidae
Gene: st18
Product: ST18 C2H2C-type zinc finger transcription factor
Exons: 20
Coding region: 1-3075 (1024 amino acids)
Biological process (GO): regulation of transcription by RNA polymerase II
Cellular component (GO): nucleus
Molecular function (GO): RNA polymerase II cis-regulatory region sequence-specific DNA binding; DNA-binding transcription factor activity, RNA polymerase II-specific; zinc ion binding
Source: RefSeq, a predicted model, not a curated record